AGUCUUUUCGUGAAGCCGAUACAUCUGUCUUGUUUGGGAUUGAGAAUGCAUAAGGCAUGGAAUGGUCUCAACUAGUCCAAAAAUGAAAGAAUACAGAGAACGAGGAGUGUUAUCAUAGGAAAGGGUCUUCUACAAGACAGUAACCAGAGAUUAUUAACAGUACAAGGAUUGUCCGGAAAGUAAUAGGACUGAAUCAAUUAAAAGAAAAGUUAUUGAAUCGAUACAGUUCUUUAAAACCUUUGAAAAUAGGAACCUUCUGCGUCGAUGCGGCGCUGUCAUCGUGAUUUCCAAGCAUUAAGGGCGUCGCGGAAGGCAUUCUCCAGAAUAGCAUUGAGAGCCGAAGUCCGUGCUACUUGGAUCCCCUUUCAUCGGCCUUUUCAGGCAAGGAAUCAAAAAAAAAGUACGGUGGGGCCGCAUCUGGGUUGUAGGGCGGCUGUGGAAGCAUUGGGAUGCCGGCCUUGGUUAGGUAGCUUUUCACUUUCGUGAACCGGGGCGUUGUCGUGGUGCAACUUCCAAGCGGCUGCGAUGUCUUGUCUCUUGUUAGAGUCUCAUGAAGACUUCCACGUAAAACUUGGCGCUGACGGUUUGUCCAGGAGGAACAAAUUCAUGGUGGACGAUGCCUUUAAUGUCAAAUAAAACAGUGAGCAUCGUUUUCACUUCGGAUUUGCGCAUUCAUCAGCGACCUCUUCCCGGCCCUCCAAAAAGGCCUGGUGCCACCGAAACACACCACUUCUUGCUCAAGCAACAUCUGGCAUUUGCCGAAAUAUAGCCGACAUGCAGAGAUUCAGCGAUUUCAUAUACGGACGUGUCGAAAGCGAUUGCGAAACAAAUAAACCAUUCAAGGUCUUACUUGCCUUUUAUGGUUUGAUCGGUAUAAAGGCGAAACCACAAGGCCUCUUACCUACAUUGCACAUGGUGUUCUUUUGCAUUGCAUACGCCUAUACGCCAUUCCUAGCUAUAGUGGGCUUCUUGCGGUACCAAAAAACCGCAACUGUAACAGAGUCUCUAUCGGCGUUGCAAGCGUUUAUCAAUGCUAUAUUUGCCGCAGCAAAGUCAGUAGCAGUUUUAGUUAACUUUAAGCGCUUUCAAAGUGUCGAGCCGAUAAUGAAAAGUUUGGAUGAACGCUACAAAACGCCAGAGGAGCGUCAGCAUAUAACAGACAGUGUUACGGAUUGCACGCGCUUAUAUGCCGCCAUGGGAUUCAUUUAUUACUUGUAUGGCCUCAUUUCUAUUCUAACAGCGUUAAUAAUACAUAAGCAACCAUUUGGUGGCUGGUAUCCAUUUCUCGACUUGAUUAGCAAUCCAACGGUGCAUUUCUAUUCAUGUUUGUCUUUCGAAACGUGGUAUUUGUAUUUCUUACUGACGGCGCAAUACCUGCAUGAUGUGUACCCAACUUUAUACAUGCGAACAAUACGCGCACACAUGCAACUGCUAAGAGAACGUAUUGGUCGACUAGGUGUGGACCCCGACAAAAGCGAUGAUGAGAAUAACAAAGAAUUAAUCGACUGUAUUGCUACGCAUCAGCAAAUAUUACAGGUGGUGGAUAUGGUCCGCUCCGUUUGCUCACCAACCAUUUUUAUGCAAUUCGUUUGUGUUGCUCUUGUACAUUGUGUCUGUAUGGUUAAUAUUUUCGUUUUCGCCGAUACGCUUAAUCGGGUCAUUACGAUAUGGUAUUAUCUUAUGGUUGCAACGCAAAUCUUGCCCACUUGCUAUGAGGCAUCGACGCUUGAGAUGGAAAGCACUAAAUUGCCCGUCGCAAUAUUUCACUGCAAUUGGCUGGCUUUAGAUAAACGUGGACGAAAGCUGAUCCUCUUCUUUAUACACCACGCUCAGAAGGAGGUUACCUUUGUUGCAAUGCAUUUGUUCGAAAUCAAUAUGCGCACAUAUUUGUCAAUUGCAAAAUUUUCAUUUACAUUGUACACAUUUGCGAAUGAGAUGGGCUUUGGACAGAAUAUAAAGGAAUUAGUAGAAUAAAAGGGGAAAAAAUAAUACUGGUGAAGCGAUUUGUGGCAGUCGAAAGGCAAAAUACAUUCUUUGUAUAUUGGACUUAGAAGGUUGAGAUCUAUCAAAGUACAACAUUGUGAACGAAUAUGAACUUUAGAAGAACUUUGGAUUUGGACCACUUUUUCAUUAAUAAUUUUAUUUCAUUAUCAACUAAACAUUUCAUUAGUAGUUGACGCUAGCACUAUUUUAUGUAGCCUAUAGAAAAUUAAUAAAUUGUAGAGAACGUUUUCCCGUAGAAUCCAAGAA
Messenger RNA from Bactrocera neohumeralis, 2250 nucleotides. RefSeq names its product odorant receptor 7a-like. NCBI's taxonomy places the organism in Eukaryota, Metazoa, Arthropoda, Insecta, Diptera, Tephritidae. The transcript has 4 exons. The coding region runs from base 775 to 1974 and encodes 399 amino acids. Gene Ontology annotation, biological process: detection of chemical stimulus involved in sensory perception of smell; sensory perception of smell. The record is from RefSeq and is a predicted model, not a curated record. Gene Ontology annotation, cellular component: plasma membrane. Gene Ontology annotation, molecular function: olfactory receptor activity; odorant binding.